AGAGCAUGGAGGCGAAAGUAAGUACGGAAACCGGACAAGAGAGAGCACGAGAGGAACCAGAUGCAGCAGGGUCGCCGCUGCGCUAGCAGCUCGACUUGUUUCUCGAAGUCAAGAAAGGCCCGCGACGACGACGAACAGAGUUACGGGGGUGAGGGCAUAGCUAAAAAAGGAGGGAAACGUGUGAAAAAAAACGAGAAAUAGACGAUGAAGAAAGGAACGGAACUUGGGCCUUGACUCGGGCUUGUGUCCCGUUUGUGCGGGGCCAGCGCAGUGACGAAACGCGACAGCGUAUAGGAGGCCGGGGAGACCGAGGAACUCGCCGAACCCUGCGUCUGUUCUUGCAUGUCUCAAACUCUUGGGGUUACUUUUUAAAUGCACUAGGAAAAAAUAGUUUCUCUGCUAGAGAUUCUCUAUUUUUGCAGGACUGGCUGCAUUUUGACCGCGAUACGCCGACUCACUCGCAUGCCGUACUUGUGCUGGCAAAAUCGCCGUGCAUGCGUUAUUUCGACAAGACGAUCGCAGACCCCGAAAAACGAAUACGCGCUAAACGCUAACCUUCUUCUCAGAGAGAAGUGUGCUUGUAAGGUGAUUGAACUGUUCUCGGUAUUUUGUUUACGCACAGCGACUUAGUUGUUUGUGUUGAGCCUGGAGUACCGAUGGUCUGGAUGAAACGGUUCGGAUUUGCCUUUUCAACAACUUGGAAAGAACAAAGGCCUAGAGAGGGAGGAACGCGAUGGAAGAAAGAGUUUCAUAAUGGGGAGACCUUAGACGCACGAAGGAAACAUGCGCGGGAUGUGCUUCGUAUUGAUAAAGGGUUCAACAUGAUGACAACUGGCUCAGGAAUUUGCCUUAAUGUCGAGGGUGGUCUACACAAGGACGGUAACCGGCUAGCCAUGGUUUUCCAGAGAAUUCCCUCAACGCCGUGAGAUGAAACAAUGAGAGGCUUGCUCAAAGAAACAUGACGCACUCAUCGCGGCAUGGGAGUCGGCUUUUGUCUGGCAUCGCUGCUGCGAAAUACCAUGGGACAAUCCCAACUUAAACUCAGUUGGAGGAAGCUCGUGGGCAGAUGCGAUUCUUUCGUCACUCUCUUUGCCUUCCAACCUCGAAUCAGGAAGCACAGCAAGCAGCGAGAAUGUUAUUGGCCGAUAGAUAAAGGUGUAGCAUGAAACGUCUCGAGUGCCUGAGAGAAACUCGCUCGGCUGAUGGGGAAGACACCUAGCGCCGCCCUUCGGGCAACGGCCAGUAGACCGCGUCUACGUCCGACGAGAAGUCCUCAACUGACGCAAUUGCUCUUUCAAUGGGAAUGUCGAACUUACAAGCGAUAUGUGAUGCACGCAAAAUGCGCUGAACGGUGUCCGGAGUGCACCGUUUAGGCCGUUGGUGUGUCACUCUACAGACUCGCUUCCGUAAUUCUGCGCACCGUCAACCGGCUGUCUUCCACGCAUGCCCUUUCCACGAAUUCACGAUAUCUUCUACAGUCUCAUCAAUACGCUGACCCUGUCAGGAAGCGCUUGUUUCCGUAACCCAAGUGAUGGACUUCCACGUGAUAACAAAGGCAGCUUUAUCCAUUUUCUCGUGUAUCUCGUAGCUGUCUUGCAUGCUUCUACGUAGAGGUGCUUGCAGAUGAGCGUCCUCAAGGAGGGUACCAACGCUUCCGGUACUUGAAAUGCGGAUCCAGUCCUGGGUCAUGUACAGACUGAGGGAUUCCUGUGUAGUCUGAAUGCGCCAGACAUGAGGAGAACGUUCUAAGACGCACCCUUAGCCUCCGAGGAGGACGUCAGCAUCUCUGAGUCUCCAGAGGACUGGCUGACGGGAUAAACACCGCGACUUGCCAGUUGACGGGCAAAGCUCUUUCCUGCAGAGUCACUUCUGCCGAGCGUCUGAUAGAAGAAGGGAGAAUCCGAAAAGGCUGGUGAUGCAGCUUCCACUGUGGUGCUGUCUGGAUUCACCCAGUGAGCACCGCCGGCAUAUAUACAGGCAUCUGCUGGGACGGCUCAGCUCUUUCCUUGAUUUACAUACAAGGAACCCAGGUCGACUCUACUCCGGUGGAAAAUCUCCGGCAUGCGCUGUGUUUUUUGUGGCUACGGAGAAAGAGGGUAUGGAGUAGAGGCAGCUGCAUGACGUCUAGGCGCCGGGGCUACUUCUUUGAACGUCCCUGCGUGAACUUCAGGAGCGAGGCUAAGCAAGGCAGUUUGAGUUUCUCAUUCAUCAGACAUACACCACGAGCGGCUUUUGAGUCGAAUUAAUUUAACCCAAUUUGUAUAGUGAGAAUGCCCCGUCGAAAGUGUGAGUUUUGCUUCUGCGCCGUCGGUCUCCCGACGAGAGGAAACUCAACUCAGACUCAGUCUCUACCUAGCUGUAGUGGGCGCUGUAUUACUCCUCUCCACAAAGACACAUACCCUUACCCCGUCGCGAAACAGCUUUGUUUCUUUGAAGUAUCUUUUGUCUACAAAUAGUUCAGUGGGGCUAUCGAUUCCAAUCCAUGUCCCGCAGGUUGUGCAACAGUGGAGCGCAGCGGCUAUCCAUUGAACUUUUUCUAUGCGUUGACUACAGGUUUCUUCGAUGCAUUUAGAAAACGCAGUGGUUCCUCUGCACCUUUGAGUUUACACCACACACACACACACACUAACGGUAGAGCAAACAGACAGCCGUUACGUGUCUCUGAUGAAGCGGUGCGUUUCCGUUUGUCAGAGAUGGCGUGGAGUUUCUCAUCGAGGAUCCUCCUGGUUUACACGGGAGAAAAUCAAGAAAGGCGUCUGCGAAGGAAAUCGAGAAAGUUGAGUUCCUCUGCUACGCGUUUCACCUUUUUCUUUCCUUGCAGAGGCGAGUUCACCACCGUGGACAUGGGAAUGGCUGUUUGCAGGCUAUGUGGGGAAGUGUGGACGGGGGGUCCCGCCGGCGCCUGAGAGUUCGUUUUCCUUUACUUCUUUUUCGGGAACUUAGCGCCACACACGGAUACGACAAACAGGAGGUAACUGGUGGCGAGAAGCGAGAGCUUCUGGCGAGAAGGAAGCAACCUUUGCCGGUUCGCGCGAAGAAAAGUCGCUGGUGCCUCGCGGCAUGCUCCCCUCCACUAGAUACGCCUUUCCCCACUUGCGAUUCUUCUCCGGUAGAAACAGAGAAAGCCGCAUGCACAAGAACGGAAGCGUACGCGAGUUUUUCCGACGCUUUGUGUUCUCCAAGUUCUUUUCCAGACUCUUUCCUCCCGGCGACGCUCUCGCCCUCGGUUUUGUCUUGUGCGGUAUCAACUGACUUUUUCCCCUGCCCGUCGGUGUCUCUCCGCCCUCCUCGAGGAGGCCGUGUGAUUUCGCUGUUGAGUCAAAAACGUUUCGGCGGCAAACACCGGCGUUCGCGCCUUUUGUGGCUUUUCGUCGACCCGUCGUUUCUGCGAUUCGACGGACAGGCGGACUCCGAGAGCUGCAGUGCACAGCGGAAAGACGAGGGACGUUUCUCCGGGGAUCCCCUCUCUGGAAGCCAGAGUGUCGAAGUAGGGAGAGCGAGGAAAGGCAGCACUGCAAAGGAAAACAUCCGGACCGGCGUUUCUUCAUCGCCACUCGGUCUGUGUUCCGUAUCUCCUCUCAACUGCCCUUCUUUCGUUCCUUCGCUCUGUGUCUUGUUCGACUUCGCUGCACCUGUCUACUUUUCUCUCGCCUCUGCUGGAGUUCGACGUUGGUCCGAGUCUCUGCAGCCCACUGUGGUACGUUGGAUUCGCGCUUCCGGAGCUUCCCUCCAAGUCAGCGGCGCUUCACACUGUCUGUUGGAGUCUCUGCUUUCUCGCCAGUCCGUCGCCUCGUCGCGGCAUUCGAUCCCUCGACGCAUCUUCAGUCGCCUUGUCAGUCGUACUCCUUCCUCGCUGCGUCGUCCGUUCUCUGCUUCCGCGCAUGCACGUUCGAGGCUGGACGCUCGCGAACGUCCGCCUUGUUUCUGUCUCAGUUCCACCCCGGACCGCUUCUCUCUGCUCUCGGCGCUUCCUCGAGAUACGCUUUGCCUCUUCUUUGUUUCCUCACGCCUUUUAAAGAUGGCGAGUGACGGGGAUGUCGACACCAACAUCGAACAAUGGAAGAUCAAGCGCCUGAUCAAGAACCUCGAGAGUGCGAGGGGAAAUGGCACAUCGAUGAUCAGCUUGAUCAUCAAGCCGAAGGACGAAAUCACGAGAAUCAAUAAAAUGCUCGCCGACGAAUUUGGAACAGCGUCCAACAUCAAGUCGCGCGUCAAUCGUCUCUCCGUCUUGUCGGCCAUCACUUCGACCCAGCAAAGGCUUAAGCUUUACAACAAAACGCCUCCCAAUGGCUUGGUCGUGUACUGCGGAACGAUCAUCACGGACGACGGGAAGGAAAAGAAGGUUUCGAUCGACUUCGAACCGUUCAAGGCAGUCAACACAUCGCUGUACCUCUGUGACAACAAAUUCCAUGUGGAGGCGCUCGCGGAGCUUUUGGAGUCGGACGCGAAGUUCGGCUUCAUUGUGUUGGACGGUAACGGGGCGCUCUUCGCGACGCUCCAAGGCAGCACAAAGGAGGUGCUCCACAGGUUCACCGUCGACCUGCCAAAGAAACAUGGUCGCGGUGGUCAGUCCGCCAUGCGUUUCGCGCGUCUGCGGCUCGAAAAAAGGCACAACUACGUCCGGAAAGUCGCCGAAACGGCCGUCCAAAUGUUCAUCACCCAGGACAAGGUUAACGUUUCUGGGCUUAUCCUUGCAGGGAGCGCCGACUUCAAGAACGACUUGGCUACGAGCGGCAUGUUUGACCAGCGUCUGCAAGCGAAAGUGAUCAAGAUUGUCGAUGUCUCCUACGGUGGGGACAACGGCUUCAACCAGGCCAUUGAACUCUCUGCUGAGGCACUGACGAAUGUCAAGUUCAUCCAGGAGAAGAAACUCAUUGGGCGCUUCUUCGACGAGGUUGCUCAGGACACUGGGAAGUACGUCUUCGGCGUCCAAGAGACUCUCCAAGCUCUCGAGAUGGGCGCCGUCGAACUCCUUAUUGUCUUUGAAGGCCUGCCCUUGGAGCGAGUGACGCUGAAGAAUCCAGUGACGAACGCAGAGAAGGUCAUUCACAUUACACCAGACCAAGCACGAGACGAUUCACUCUUUAAAGAGGACGGCGUGGAGCUCGAGGUUGCUGACAAGAUUUCCUUUUCUGAGUGGCUCGUGAACAACUACAAGAACUUCGGGACGACCCUCGACUUCGUCACCAAUCGCUCUCAGGAAGGCGCGCAGUUCGAACGCGGCUUCGGCGGCUUGGGUGGCAUUCUGCGUUACAAGGUUGAUUUCCAGGACUACGACGAGACUGUGGAUGACGAGGACGAGUUCAUCUGAACAGUGCAUUUCAAGCUGUUGUUUUUCGUGCUGUCUGCUCCAUCGUUUGUCUCCCCAUCAUCUGCCUAGAUCUUUGUGUUUUCUUCUGUCUCCUUCGAUCGGACUCUUGGAUGACUCGACGGAGGGCGAAACCCACGACGGUGACGCCCGCGAGUGUCUCUUCGAGUUGUUGUUGCAUCCGGCGAGGUGUGGGGAGUAGCGCGGGGGCGUUUUGCUGCUUUUGACAGUCUGGUUCUCGUCGAUCAGCGUCGCCUGUGCCUUCUCUGCGUCCUCUCAAGACGCAUUCGCCCCUCGCGCGGUCCCAGCAGCCUAGGUCGCUGCGUAGUGUCUGGCGUCGGCUCAUGUCGCCGGAGAAGCUGCGUGUCUGUACAUAUCCUGGUGUGUAUGUAAAUCCCUGCGCGAACGCUUGCGUCGGUGCUCCCGUACACACCUGUCCACCAUUAUUGGGCGUGGAAGAAAGUUGCGCGAGAAGAGGGAAAGCGGCACCUCGGCGUCGGGUAGCCUUCCGUUUCCAGUGCUUGUCGAGUGUGCACCUUCCAACUGGGUCGUCUAGGCCGGGGGGUUUAGGAUUUUAGCGGGAAGCAGGGGAGAAGGAAGGAGGAGACUUGUGCUCAAGGCAAGGACCUCAGAAUACGAGGUGAAAGAGGAAUCGAGCAUCAGGCGACGCUGUCUCGCGAACCGCCAAAGUGGGCCUCGCUUGCAUCCCCCAACGCCGUCUCUGUCGCUUCUCAACUCGAAAGGUUCUAGUCGAUUUCUGUCAUUGGUUCGCGUGGUAGCAGUAAAGCAGUUGUGGAACGCUCUACACAAAGGCAUUCUCUGGACUC
Toxoplasma gondii ME49 is the source of this 6135-nucleotide messenger RNA. RefSeq names its product eukaryotic peptide chain release factor, putative. Gene Ontology annotation, cellular component: cytosol; translation release factor complex. The transcript is spliced from 8 exons. Bases 2867 to 5311 code for a protein of 814 amino acids. Gene Ontology annotation, biological process: cytoplasmic translational termination. NCBI's taxonomy places the organism in Eukaryota, Apicomplexa, Conoidasida, Eucoccidiorida, Sarcocystidae. Gene Ontology annotation, molecular function: translation release factor activity, codon specific; sequence-specific mRNA binding. The record is from RefSeq and is a predicted model, not a curated record.